Messenger RNA from Fusarium fujikuroi IMI 58289, 732 nucleotides. RefSeq names its product fumonisin cluster-tricarboxylate transporter. Bases 1 to 732 code for a protein of 243 amino acids. The record is from RefSeq and is a predicted model, not a curated record. The transcript has 2 exons. Gene Ontology annotation, biological process: mitochondrial citrate transmembrane transport. NCBI's taxonomy places the organism in Eukaryota, Fungi, Ascomycota, Sordariomycetes, Hypocreales, Nectriaceae.
AUGUCCCAUGGCCAAAGUUCGGACUACAGUGGAUUCGUAUGCUUCGAAUUCUAUCAGAAACUACUUACCGACUCCAAUGGGAACAUAUCCAGAUCCAGAAUUCUUGUGGCAGGCUUCGGUGCUGGAGCGACUGAGUCGCUUCUGGCUGUAACACCGACUGAGCUAAUUAAGACAGUGAUGUACAUUCUAAAUCCCUUUCCCGUUCUUCUCAAAAUCAUUCUGACGUGUAGCAGUAUUGAGGACCGCAGAUUAGAGAAGCCUAGAAUCCAGAAUUCGAUUCAUGCAAUAUCCAUCAUUGCACGGGAGCAUGGUCUGAGGGGCUUCUUCCAAGGAUUUUGGCCAACCACCGCUCGACAGUCUGCAGGUAGCGCUAUCCGGCUAGGAUCCUACACAUUCUUGAAGCAAGUUGUGCAAUCACGCACCCCUCAGAACAAGAGAAUCGGUACCGUCGACACCUUUAUCAUCGGAAGUCUUGCUGGAUUGAUCACCGUCUAUCUGACACAGCCGCUCGACACUAUCAAGACCUGCAUGCAAGGGCUUCAAGCAAGAACAAGAUAUAGGAAUUCAUUCACUUGCGCGAAAAACAUUCUGGAGCAAGAAGGUGUUCUCGCCCUCUGGAGGGGUGCGGUAGCUCGCUCCACAAGACUCGUCAUGAGCGGUGGGAUUGUGUUUAUGGUAUAUGAGAAAGUGAUGGAGGGUUUAGAUGUAAUUAGCCCCGUUAGAGAGUUAUAG